UGAAACACACACACAUGCAACAUGCAACAUGCAGUGAAACACACAGGAACAGUGGGCUGCAACUAUCAAGCGGAAGCAGAUUGCAUUAAAAAAAUGUAGUGUAUAAAAACAGAGGCCAAAAGUCAUUGUGGAUGUUUAUGAAAAUGAUAAUACUGCUUAGCGAGAGUGCCCAUAAACAACAGGUCACAGAUAAAAGCCCUGCAACACUGUUUCCACCACACAGUCAUAAGACUCAGUGUGGCAUUUAAUGAGCAAACCAUGGCCAAAUAGAUUAUCAGUGUAUGAGGCAAAACAUAUCUGCCCAUGUGGCAGGCUGGUGAUACCCUGGAACUUCAAAUUGUGUUUGAUUUAUCUGAUUUAGCAUCACAUCUUCCUCAGGAGUAGAAAGUAUUUGGUUUAACUAAUGUACUAGAGUACAGAUUUGAUCUACUCAUAUUAACUCUUCAAGGAAUCCUGUAAAACUGUAAAAUUGUAAAACAACCUGAGACUUAAAAAUGAAGUCUCAGGUUGUAGGUUCACAUUACAGCACUUCAAAGCCACGUAAAGCUGAGUACUUUGGAAACAUAUAAAAGGGAGAUGAACAAUGUUACAUAAAGUUUAGAAAGAAGCACUCACAGUGUGCAGGUUUCUGUAAAUGUAGAUGAUCUGCUUCAAACGGACUCAAAAACGAGUUCUAUAACAACCUACAAGUGAAGCUGCAAGAGUUUAUAAAAUCUUAAGACACGUCAUAUGAAAAGUCCAACAAGUACACAUUACCAACAUUCAUGUACCAGCUAAAUCUGUCCUUGGAAAAAUUAUUUAUUUAAGCGGACAUCUUUGUUACAACCAGAUAGGAGGUUAUAUGUGGUAUUUUUUCCAUUUGAGAAAUCCCACAAUGUUCCCAAAGUAUUCAUGUUAUCUCAAGACGUCUGGCUGACUCAACAGUGAUUAGAUAUUGUCUCUGUUUCUAGGUUGUUCCUAAGGUCACCCUACUUGCUGACAUAUAGGAGUUAGACCAGUUGUUUCGCAGGUUUUGGCCAGUAUGUAUUUUCAAGGAAAAAAGAUAAUGCCAGCAAAAUGUUGUUUUUUUUGUUUUGUUUAAAGUUUGAGAGCUAAGUGUUCCCCAGUAUGAAUACAUUUCCAUUAUAUCAUUUGAUUAUAGCUUUGAUUUUGUUUGUAAUUGUUGUAUGACUGCAAUAUUAUAUGACAGAGUGAGCUUAAUUUGAUAUUGGGGUGUCAUUAAUUUCAUGAAGUUGAGGACAUCUUCAGAAAGAAUCCAUUACCCCUGAGCUGCUAUCAUGUUUUUGUCUGCAUCACAUGAUGAGUGUGUCCACCCCCUGAUACAGACUGCUAUUCACACUUAACUUCCAACUGCAACAGUCCUUGGCAUAUAAAACAUCCCAGCCCACAAAAACAUCACACUUUGCCCUGAAGCAACAGAGCCCACCCAUUCCAGUGGAAAAAAAGGAGAUCUUUAAUUUUGUGGGUUUACAAAAAGAGGAACAUCUGAGGCUGAGGGUGCAGAAGGUGCCGUCGUUCACCUAAAGAUAGAAUCCCAAACAAACUUCCUACAAACAGAAGCUCUUUUCACUUUGAGCUUUUUUCUUUUGAGAGGCUCUUUAAAGGUUCCACUGCAAGAGAAGUUUGCAAGACUUUUUUUUGUCCUCAUACCAAGAGAGAGAAUUAGUCUGUGAUGUCUCUGAGAGGUGAUGUGUGCGUGGUGACGGGAGCCUGUGGAUUCGUGGGAACGAGGCUGGUGAGGCUGCUGCUAGAGGAGGAGAAAAUGGCUGAGAUUCGACUGACGGACAAGCAUGUACAGCCCACGCUUUUACACAAUCUGGAGGACUGCAGAGGCAACACGAAAUUGAGUGUUUUUGAGGGGGACAUCAGAGACGGUGAUUUCUUGAGAAAAACCUGUCGAGGUGCAACAGUCGUCUUCCACUUGGCGUCCAUCAUCGACAUUAAUGAUUCAGUGGAAUACAGUGAGAUAUAUGGGGUCAAUGUUAAAGGAACGCAGCUGCUUCUGGAGGCGUGUAUUCAGGAGAACGUGGUGUCCUUCAUCUACACCAGCUCCAUAGAGGUGAUGGGACCAAACCCCAAGGGUGAACCUAUAAUUAAUGGCAACGAGGACACAGUUUACAACUCUGCCCUGAAGUUUAACUACAGUAGGACCAAAAGGGAGGCUGAGGAGAGAACCCUGCAGGCCCACGGCGAGGUGCUCCAAAAUGGAGGCCGACUGGCCACCUGUGUCCUCAGACCUAUGUACAUCUAUGGAGAAGGCUGCCGCUUCUUGCUGGGCCACAUGGGUGACGGGAUACGUAACAACGAUGUUCUAUUUCGUAUGUCUCUACCAGAGGCACGAGUGAAUCCUGUCUAUGUGGGAAACGUGGCUGUAGCCCACCUCCAAGCAGCCCGCAGUCUCAAAGAUCCACAAAAAAGAAUUGUUGUUGGAGGACAGUUUUAUUUCAUAUCUGAUGACACACCUCAUGUGAGUUAUUCCGACUUCAACCAUGUCGUGAUGGCACCUCUGGGUUUCAGUAUUCAAGAGAAACACCCGGCACCUCUCCCCCUCCUCUACUUGUUCUGCUUCUUAUUGGAGUUUCUGUGCAUGAUGCUCCGACCUUUCAUACGCAUCGUCCCGCCGCUCAACCGACAGCUCCUCACCAUGUUGAACACGUCAUUCAGCUUCUCCUAUCAGAAGGCGAAGAAGGAUAUGGGAUAUGUCCCCAAAUACACCUGGGAGGAAGCACGCAAACGCACCAUUGAAUGGCUCGCCUCACAGUUGCCAAAGGAGAGGGAAAGAAUAAGAGCUAAAUAAUUAGUGAAAAGUUGUUGGUAUAGUAUACAUUAAGGAUGUUUAUACAUUAACAGUUUAUGUUUGCUUGUGACUUUGUGUUUUUAUGCAUUUUACCAAAGUAAAAUCUAAAGUUUAGUGAAAGUAAAUAUGAAGCACACGAGCAAAACACUGUGAUCGUCACUGUAGACAUUUCUGAAAGGUUUCUUUCUUACAUUGUUAUAGCAUCUUUCAAAUGAUCCUGACAUGUUUAGCAUAACUUUGUGCUUGUGUAUAUGAUGUUACCACUAGAAGUCACUAAAGUCACAGAUUCAGAAGUUAUGUCACAUUCACUCUUUGUUUCUUAAUUACGUUUAACUUUACAGAUAAUAACCCCAGGAGAGAUGAAUUAAGGUGUACGCUACAGUAGGCAGCUUGUGCUCAGUAUUAUCUGUGGUUUCUGAACUGUGUGUUAUUAAAGUUUAUAGGGGAAAACUG
This is a messenger RNA of Scatophagus argus, 3250 nucleotides long. It is a transcript of the gene hsd3b1, whose product is annotated as hydroxy-delta-5-steroid dehydrogenase, 3 beta- and steroid delta-isomerase 1. The record is from RefSeq and is a predicted model, not a curated record. NCBI's taxonomy places the organism in Eukaryota, Metazoa, Chordata, Actinopteri, Scatophagidae. The coding region runs from base 1673 to 2797 and encodes 374 amino acids. Gene Ontology annotation, molecular function: 3-beta-hydroxy-Delta5-steroid dehydrogenase (NAD+) activity. Gene Ontology annotation, biological process: steroid biosynthetic process. The transcript is spliced from 3 exons.